AUGGUAUGGAAAAAGAUAUUGGUAUUUAAAUUUUUCGACAUAAUCGCUUGCUCAAUGGUAGAGUCCUCUGUGGCUGGAAGCAUGAUAACCUCUGUUGUUAAACUGAAAGGGACAGAAAGUGAAUCAAUGCCUUUUCCAUUGUUGUUCCGAGGAACCGGGAUGCUCAUUGUACAGCCAACAACAAAAUUCAGUGACCUGAGGAGGGAUCUUCAAGCUAUGAUAGAUGUUAGAGAAUUUAUUGAGAGUGGGAAUCUGGCAAUGGGAGUAUGGAUGUUUGCAGCUAAAGAUCUGUUAUAUACCGAUGAUGAUCGAUUUAAGAGGAUGUUUUCUGAGAAGAUAGUUCCAUACCUUCAGAAAAUAUCUUUGGAUUUAUGGAAAAUAUAUGAGAAGAGAAAUAAGACAUUCAGUGAGUUGCUUAUGAUGGCAUACAAGAGAGUUUUCCAAUGCGAGGAGGUAGAGAACAGAGAGAUGACAAAGUUUGGAGAAGCCAUUAUUAGUGAGGUAGAGAAGAUGGUAGAAGAGGCAGAGGAGGAAGAAGAUGAAGAAAAAAAAAGAAAAAAAAUAGUCGUAUGCUAUGGUAUUAAGAAAUAUGGAGAGAGACUUUGCAAUAGGUCUUGGUGGAAAAAGAUAAUUAAUGCAGAAAGGAUUGUAUGCGAGGCAUGUUCCAAGUUGUACGAGACCCCAGAAGAAGUAGAGUUGAUGGGAUGCAUGGUUGAAGGAUGGGUAAAGAAGGUAUUGAAAGAGAACAGUAUUAGUGAAGAAGAAGCUUGUGAAUAUCUAUACUUGGAAUACAGAAUUAUUUCGGUUGGGUUACUAUUAACCACAUGCAAGGAAAGAAGUAAAGAUGUUGUUGAAGAGAUAAUCAAGCAGAUAAUGAUAGGGAAAGAUGGUGAAGAAAUAGAUUUAGAAUAUGUUGAGAAGGUCUCUGAUGCAGUUCGGAGGAGACAGAAGGCUGAGGAAGAAAGAAGACUUAAGAUUGAGAGGGAACUGCUAGGAGAAUCAGAAGACUCAGGAGGACGAAAGAAGAAGAAAAGUCGGGGGGGGGGGCAGGAAGAAGAGACUGGCAGCAGAGGAGAAGAAGGAAGAAGAGGGAGAGAAGGAAGAGGAGGAAGAGCUGGUGGGGGCGGUCGGAGGAGUUUCUAUUCCCUCGGACUCUGGAAAGAGUAA
Molecule: messenger RNA, 1167 nt
Organism: Encephalitozoon intestinalis ATCC 50506
Lineage: Eukaryota; Fungi; Microsporidia; Unikaryonidae
Exons: 1
Coding region: 1-1167 (388 amino acids)
Source: RefSeq, a predicted model, not a curated record